This is a messenger RNA of Pistacia vera, 1904 nucleotides long. Its product is annotated as serine carboxypeptidase-like 20. The coding region runs from base 153 to 1646 and encodes 497 amino acids. Gene Ontology annotation, molecular function: serine-type carboxypeptidase activity; acyltransferase activity, transferring groups other than amino-acyl groups. Lineage: Eukaryota; Viridiplantae; Streptophyta; Magnoliopsida; Sapindales; Anacardiaceae. Gene Ontology annotation, biological process: proteolysis; secondary metabolic process. The record is from RefSeq and is a predicted model, not a curated record. The transcript is spliced from 14 exons.
UUGUAAGCAAUAGUAUUUUAACUACUUCCGCUGGCUCCAUCUCCAUCUCCAUCUCCAUCCAUCUAUAUAAAUCCUUCAACGAUCAAUCAAUCAAAGAGUGUCCUUUUUUUUUAUCUUUGUAUAUUCUUGGAAAGAUUUCUUUUUUAUUGUUCAUGGCUAAGACUAGUCUUAUCUUCUACAAUCUACUGGUUUUUUACUCCUUCUUCAGCUAUGUUUUCCUCACACAUUCUGCUCCUCAAUCUGCUCUCAUCACUCAGCUUCCUAGCUUUUCUGGCUCUUUUCCUUCCAAACAUUAUUCUGGGUAUGUGACUGUUGAUGAAAGUCAUGGCAAGAAUCUUUUUUACUAUUUUGUUGAAUCUGAAGGGAAUCCAACAAAAGAUCCUGUGGUUCUGUGGCUCAAUGGUGGACCAGGAUGCUCCAGCUUUGAUGGCUUUGUAUAUGAGCAUGGGCCUUUCAAUUUUGAAGCCGCGACGACGAAAGAAACUGUGCUCAAAUUGCAUCUUAAUCCAAACAGCUGGUCCAAGGUUUCCAGCGUUAUAUAUUUAGAUUCCCCUGCUGGUGUUGGACUUUCUUACUCAAAAAAUGAAACUGACUACACUACUGGUGACCUAAAGACUGCCUCUGAUACACACUCAUUCCUUCUCAAGUGGUUUGAGCUAUAUCCCGAGUUCCUUUCCAACCCAUUUUUUAUUGCGGGAGAGUCAUAUGCUGGAGUAUAUGUGCCGACUCUGGCUUCUGAAGUUGUAAAAGGAAUUGAUGCUGGUGUAAAGCCUGUUCUCAACUUCAAGGGAUAUUUGGUCGGAAAUGGAGUUACAGAUCCUGAGUUUGAUGGAAACGCUCUUGUUCCGUUUGCACAUGGGAUGGGCCUGAUCUCAGAUGAGCUAUUUGAGGAGGCGCAAAAGGAGUGCAACGGAAAUUACUAUAACCCAAUGAAUGAGACUUGUAACAGCAAGCUCGCUGAGGUUGACGAGGAUAUAGAUGGUUUAAACAUAUACGACAUUUUAGAACCAUGCUAUCAUGGCACUGAGGCAUCAGAGAAUAUGGCUGUUAACCUAAGGUUACCUUCCAGCUUCCGGAAGUUGGGUGAGACUGAUAGGUACCUUCCUGUGAGAAAAAGGAUAUUUGGUCGUGCCUGGCCUUUUAGGGCUCCUGUGAGAGAUGGAAUUGUUCCAACUUGGCCACAACUCCUCAAUAGCAUCUCUGUUCCAUGCAUGGAUGACGAAAUUGCAACUUCAUGGCUCAACAAUCCAGCAGUUAGGAAAGCAAUUCAUGCCGAAGAGGGAAGCCUUGUUGGUGAUUGGCAAUUAUGUACAAACAAAAUUCAAUUUUACCAUGACGCCGGGAGCAUGAUCAAAUACCACAAGAACCUCACUGCCAGGGGAUAUCGAGCCCUUAUAUUCAGUGGGGAUCAUGAUAUGUGUGUUCCGUACACUGGCAGUGAAGCCUGGACAAGAUCUGUCGGAUAUAAAGUUGUCGAUAAAUGGAGGCCUUGGACCUCCGGUGGACAAGUUGCUGGAUAUACUCAAGGAUAUGAGAAAAACCUCACCUUUUUAACCAUAAAGGGAGCAGGACAUACCGUUCCAGAAUACAAACCGCGAGAGGCAUUGGACUUUUACAGCCGAUUCUUGGCCGGAAAACCUAUAUGAAAGAGAUGUAUUGAGCUAUGGUUUUGUGUGCAUACAUAUUGCUUGAUUGGGAAAGAUAUCAAUGUUGUUUUCACUGAUUCUUUUUGGUCAUCAGUGUUUAUGGCUGAAAGAAUAUGAAAGAUAUAUCAAUAAAUCAUAUCCAAAUAGAAAGAUUGAAUGAAUUAAAUUAGUUGCAGAAUAUAUGUGUUUGCAUAUGCAAUACUUGUUCAUUGCUUCUGAAAAGUUGCCUUGAAGUCAUAGGUAUAAAUAUUUAUGGGA